This is a messenger RNA of Paramecium tetraurelia, 1093 nucleotides long. RefSeq lists its product as uncharacterized. The transcript is spliced from 6 exons. The record is from RefSeq and is a predicted model, not a curated record. NCBI's taxonomy places the organism in Eukaryota, Ciliophora, Oligohymenophorea, Peniculida, Parameciidae. Gene Ontology annotation, biological process: phosphate ion transmembrane transport; malate transmembrane transport; thiosulfate transport. Gene Ontology annotation, molecular function: thiosulfate transmembrane transporter activity; sulfate transmembrane transporter activity; succinate transmembrane transporter activity.
AUGUUUUUUGAGUUGGACGACAUCAGAAGACGACAUUCCUUGUAUUUUGAUUGUUAUAAUGCUGGUGUAUGGACAGACGCUCCAGAAAAUUCAUUGAGAUGGAAUUACACCAGAGGAGCAAUAUCAGGAUUACUAGGUAGUCUUAUUGGCGAAACAUGGCAUAACUUCUAUGAGAAUUGGAAACUAUUGUUACGAUAGUAUGAAUAACCAAAUACUGUGAAGGAAUUGUAUAAUUUUAGCAAAGCAACAGUCAAUCUUGAGAAUUUCAAAAGAUCAAUGGGCACUAGAAUGCAAUUUGCUUUUGCUUCAGGCGGUAUAGAUUGGGCUUUGAGAUUGGCAGCAUUUAGAGCAGUCAAUCAUGGAUGGCAAAGAACUUGGGGUACAUUCGAAUAUGGAUUCUUGAGAAAAGUACCAGGCACUGUGUUCAUUUCUCUUCUUACUGCUCCAAUUGGAAUUCCCUUUGAAGUUGCUAGAAUGGCUUAUUAUGCUGAUAAGACAUUCCCCAAGGAAUUGUAAAAGGGAUAUACCUCAUUUUUCAAUGCUUUAUGGAGAAUUCCAUUUGAAGAGGGACCAUACUAUUUCUUCAAAAAUUCAUUCCCUCUAUUUGCUAGAAACUUCUUCUAAACAUUAACACUAUUUUACUCUUUCGAUUGGAUGAAGGAUAAGCUUUCUGUUUUGACAAGAGUAGCUGAAAUUCCAUAUUUCCCAGUUAAAAUUGUAAAUUGUUUCUUAUCUACAUACUUGGCCAUCUUGACAAGUUACUCCCUCUCUCAAGUUACAAGAGAAAUGGUAGACCUAUGGCCAAAACAAAAUGGAGUAUGUCCUUAUGAUGGCAAUUACAGAAAGGCUGCUACUCAUAUUUGGUAUGCCAGAAAUCUCAAUAAUUACUUCCCAGGAAUGUUAAGAAAUUACGCUAGCAGAUAAUUCUUACCAAUGUUUGUGACUCUAUGGUGGGCUGACUCUUUUGGAUUGUUUACCUAUUGGAAAAUCGACAUGUUCAGUGGUGCAGGCUCAAAUACAUGGGAGGAUUCAUUUUGCUGAAAUAUUAAUCAAUAAUACAAAGAAUUAUACAAUAACAUUUAUUCAUUUUAUA